This is a messenger RNA of Entamoeba invadens IP1, 873 nucleotides long. RefSeq lists its product as hypothetical. The record is from RefSeq and is a predicted model, not a curated record. The coding region runs from base 1 to 873 and encodes 290 amino acids. NCBI's taxonomy places the organism in Eukaryota, Evosea, Mastigamoebida, Endamoebidae. The transcript has 3 exons.
AUGUGUUUAGUGUUCACGUUUAUAGCAGCAAUUAUAUCAAGUUAUAAAAAGAAUGGUUUAGUCAUAUUAAUCACAAUUGGAUAUUUUAUGUUGAACAUAUUUCAUUCACCAAUAAACAUUUUCGGAAUCAAAAACUAUUGUUUUAAUGUCUUUAAUUACAUUAACAAUAUUAUAAAUGCCGUAAAUAUCAUCUUAUUAAUUAAACAUGUCAAGACUAUCAGGUUAUCACAUUAUGAUAAUUUUAUUAAAUUGGAACAUGUCUGCAACAAAUUUAAAAGCAAUAUGGAGAAAUUCCAUUUUAACCCAAUUCCACUGACUUACAAAACAGUUAGUUAUUUCCCUAACAUCGAAACACUUCACUUGUGGAAUGAAGAAGAUGAAAAUUUUGGUAAUGGACUUUUUCUCAGGCCCUUAAACUUUGGAUUUCAUAGAGAUAUCAACAAGAAUAACAAAGAUGAAAAGAAAAUGGACUUCUAUCGAGUUAUUGUGUGGUUCAAUGUAGAUUAUAGUACUGUGAACAAUAACUAUAAAAAUAUCAUAUUCAGAAAUGUGACGUACACUAAAAUUGACAGGCAACAAUUUGGCAAUGUUAUUCCACCAAGUGUCACAUCACUUGGGGAAUAUUGUUUUGGUUGUUGUUCAGCUUUGAAUAAUGUUGUUAUUCCAUCGAAUGUUACUUCACUUGGGGAAUAUUGUUUUUAUGAGUGUACAAAUCUUAGCAGUAUCACAUUACCUUUGACUGUUUUAUCAUUUGGUGAUAAAUGUUUUUAUGGGUGUAACAAUUUGGUUAAUGUGAUAACGCGGAUGUGUAUUGUGUUAUUUAAUUAUCUUUGUUAUUUUAGAUCUACCAGCUUAAGUAGCAUGUCAUUGUAA